AUGUUCGGGUGCAGCAGGGAGGCUGCCGGAGCGCCCCUCAGGUGGGAGCGCUGCCGGGGCAGCAUGCGGAGCCCCGGGCUCAUCACCCUGCUCUCUGCCCUGGCGCUGGCUGGAGGAUCUGCCGGCACUGACCCUGGAAAUGAUGGAUCAGGAGACGGAUCGAUGAUAUUACCCACUUUUACAGCAACACAUCUUCCUGCUACGAGUCCUUUGACAGUGGAUGACCAUGAGCCAGUACUUGUAACUGCAAGCACUACUGAAAGCAGCUUUGACACACAGAGUUCUCCAAGUACUGAACUGAAUGCUGUGAACGAUGAGGACAGCCUAGAAGCAGCAGAACAGUCUAUCUUGAUAUAUGUUGUCCCUGUGGCGCUGCUGGUCCUGCUGGUUUUGUUGAUCACAUUUUUUGUAAUGCAUCAUAAAAGGAAAAAAUCCAAGCAAGAUGAGCUGGGAAGUGAAAAUGUAAAAAGUCCUAUUUUUGAAGAAGACACACCCUCUGUUAUGGAGAUAGAAAUGGAAGAGCUUGAUAAAUGGAUGAACAGCAUGAACAAAAAUGGUGACUGUGAAUGUUUACCUACUGUAAGAGAAGAAGAAAAAGAAUCAAUUGCCAACCCAAGUGAUGGUGAAUCAUGAAGUCCUCACGACACAAAAGAACUGGAUAAAGGGAUGUAGCACACAAGCUCAUCAUUCCUCAGAUACUGGAAGAACUGGAUUUAAAUAUAAUUCAUCUCAAAAGGCCAGAGAAGCAAAUGCUUUUGUUGUGUCCUGCUUUAUAUGGUCUUCAGAAAGGAAACAUCACCAAAGGAAAAAAAGAAAAGGAAAAGAAGAAAAAAAGAAAAGAAAAAAGAAAAGCAUUGUAGCAAGAUUAAGGACUGAUUUAAAUUAUUUUUGCAAUGAGAUUCACCACAAAUCAAGAGAAACCCCUUCUUUACCCCUGCUAAAAGUUCUCAAAGUAGUCCAUAUUUCUGUCUAGUUCUGCAGCUGUGCAUUGUGCAACACUUAAAACCAAUUCUCUUGCAGAUUUGAUUGGUUUCUUUGUUAUGGUUUGGUUUUGUGGGUGUUUGUUUCAGUGUCCAUAAUUCUGGACUGCCCUGGUUUGGUGGAUGUGAAGCUCAUGUCUAUGCAAUGUUUAUUUCUCAAUUUGCUUUUUCUGAACAGUGCACUGAUUUGCACAGGACUGCUGUUGGGGAGGUACUAGGCUAGGACUGACAGACCAGCUCUGAGGACAGACAGCAGCUGAAAAGCCUCUCAAAGGAAUAGCCAGAGGUGACUGCAGCCCAGCCAGGACACAAAGUCUGUAGAGUGCUUUUUGGUUUUCAGAUUAAAAGCCCCUGUAAAAGUGA
This is a messenger RNA of Vidua chalybeata, 1343 nucleotides long. RefSeq names its product transmembrane protein 154 (gene TMEM154). The transcript has 6 exons. Bases 1 to 633 code for a protein of 210 amino acids. Lineage: Eukaryota; Metazoa; Chordata; Aves; Passeriformes; Viduidae. The record is from RefSeq and is a predicted model, not a curated record.